Molecule: messenger RNA, 216 nt
Organism: Durusdinium trenchii
Lineage: Eukaryota; Dinophyceae; Suessiales; Symbiodiniaceae
Source: the annotation of a GenBank genome assembly
AUGGAGCGAUCUAAAGCCACGCUCCGUGGCUUCAGGCCGUGGCAGGCCGAAUUGGCGUUGGACGCCGUGAAUUCGAGUCGAGAGUGCACGACUGCAGGGAGUGGACAAUGGCAGGUGCACACGGUGAAACGAGGUUGGGCGACCUUGACGCCCGCGCUACAGGCGCAAUGGAGCGAAUCUCAAGCGAUCUCAAGCGUCAUUAUUCCCAAGAUCUGA